This is a messenger RNA of Zootoca vivipara (common lizard), 1845 nucleotides long. RefSeq lists its product as uncharacterized. Gene Ontology annotation, cellular component: plasma membrane. Gene Ontology annotation, molecular function: transmembrane signaling receptor activity. The record is from RefSeq and is a predicted model, not a curated record. Lineage: Eukaryota; Metazoa; Chordata; Lepidosauria; Squamata; Lacertidae.
CUCUUUUUCUCUCCAGAGAGCACAGGAGCUCCCAACCAGCCCAGCCUCUCCCGUUGCCACGAGUCCAGGUGCGACGGGACCCCACCCACCCCAGGAUGUCACAGGAUGUGACCUACGCUGACCUGCGGUUCGUGAGGACCCCUCUGGAGAAGAGCCAGGGGAAAGACCCCAGCGAGGGAGAGCUGACCUAUGAGAACGUCCAGGGCCCCCCCUGCCAGGAGGAGAGGAAUCCCACCGCCACAGAGGGCAGGAAAGAGUUGGACCGUCGGACCUGGUACUCCAUCCUGGCACUGGUAGCCGCCUGCCUUUUCCUUCUCACCACCGCCAUAGGACUGGGGGUCCGAUACUGGCAGGUCUCACGGCAACUGCAGCAGGCGAAUGAAGAUGGCAGCGCCCUGGCACGGAGAAUUGGCUCCAAGGAGGGCAGCCUGGCCCAGGCCCAGGUCCAGCUGGAAGAGGCCAAGGAGGAGCUCCACUCCACCAACAAGACCCUCUGGAGCUGCUGGGCUGCUGGGAACAGGACCCAGGAGAAGCUGAGGCAAGCCAACGAGAGCCUGAUGCUUACGCAGCAGGAGAAGGAAGAGCUGGAACAGGAGAAAGAGCAGCAUCAACAGGACAAUGCAAGGCUACAGGAGGAGAAGGAGAGCCUUCAGCAGCAGUUGGAGGAGUUGAGGAAAAAACUAGAGCUAGACUGCUCUUCCCAUGGAUGGAAUCCCUUCGGGUGGAAAUGCCUGUGGAUUUCACCUCCAUCAGAAAUGAAGAGUUGGUGGAACAGCCAGGAAGCCUGCAAAAAGAAAUCAUCUCAGCUGCUUGUUUUAAAGCCCUGGACUGCAGAACAGCUAUGGGGUGCCACAUUCAUUGAUAAGAGUUAUCAAUAUUGGAUUGGACUUCAAAAAUUCUUGCAACCAACAUCUUGGAAAUGGGUUGAUGGUACUGACUUUGAAGGAACUGAAAAUUUUGGGACUUGUGAUUAUAGAGGAGGCUACUGCAUUCGAAUGAGCCAAGGAGCCCUGGAACAGUGUGGCUGUUCGGAUGUAAAAAGAUUUAUCUGUGAGAAGAAAGCUCGAUAUCCAUAACCAUUGUGAGCUCAGUAGGGCCAAAUUAUGUGCAAAGACCCCCGACAGGCAAGGCCUUCUCUGAAGGAUCCAGCAUGGCUUUUUCCAGCAAUGAACCCGCCCGCCCCCCUGCCAUCACCACUAGCGUAUGACAUGAGAACAACCAAAGCACACUCCCCUCUAAUUGUCAAAACAAUAAAAUCAAUGUUUAUCAAUACACAAUGUGGGCACACAUAGAAACCAUACAGUGGUACCUCUGGUUACGAACUUAAUUUGUUCUUGACAUCUAUUCUUCUUCUUCUUCUUCUUCUUCUUCUUCUUCUUCUUCUUCUUCUUCUUCUUCUUCUUCUUCAUUUUGCUUUUUUAUUAUUAUUGAGGAUUUUCUUGGUUUACAAAGGUAAUGCAGUGUCUCAUAAUUUUUCCAUUGUUACACAUCAAUCUUGCUUGUUGAGACAUUCGGAGAUCCAUUCUUAAGCUGAAACCGUUCUUAUCCUGAGCCGCGCUUUCGCUAAUGGGGUCUCCUGCCACACAAUUUCUGUUUGCAUCCUGGGGGGAAAUUUGCAACCAGGAGCAGCUACUUCAGGGUUAGCGGAGUUCAUAACCUGAAGCGUUCAUAACCAGAGGUACCACUGUAUUCUGAAAUGGUGCAGGAGAGCAAUCCCGGAGCCAUGCUGACUCUCUUAAAGGACCUCAAAUCUUUCUCUGCAAAAGCAGGAAGUAUAUUGGGGAGAGGGGAAUGACUUUCCAGAUUGUUCUAUUUCAGUGUAAAUCCUGUAAAUAAAUAAACUGC